This is a messenger RNA of Micropterus dolomieu (smallmouth bass), 696 nucleotides long. RefSeq lists its product as uncharacterized. The coding region runs from base 28 to 696 and encodes 222 amino acids. The transcript has 6 exons. The record is from RefSeq and is a predicted model, not a curated record. NCBI's taxonomy places the organism in Eukaryota, Metazoa, Chordata, Actinopteri, Centrarchiformes, Centrarchidae.
ACAUUAGCUUUUUGUGCUCAAAACAAUAUGCUGUUUAGGUUUUUCCCCCUGUUCUUUUUGUGUGAGAGCACAGUGACAGUGCUGACAAAUAAGUCACAAGGGCUAACUACAGUAGCUGCGGAAGAUAAGCUAUCACCUCUGCAGCUGGUGGCCACACCAGACUACCCAGUUGCAGCAGGUCAAGAAGUCCACCUCCACUGCAGUGCUUUCACCAUGCCAAUUGUCACUUGGUCUUGGCAACACCUGGAAAAUCAGACCUGGCUAGAAGUGGGCAUCGGUACAGAUCUGACACUCACCAAGCCAGAGCAGAGUGGGCUUUACCACUGCAGUGCAGAGACCAAGUCUCUUCAGAAGAGUGUGAGCCCUAACCACACAGUCUAUAUCGUCUCCAUGCCUGCAGCGACAGCUGGUGAGAAUUUAGGAAUAGCUGCCUUCACUAUCUCUCUCCUGGCCUUGAUCAUCAACCUUGCUAUUCUUUUUCGGCUAUGCUGGCAAAGACUUGGUGACCCCUUGGUGACCACCUCCAGCACUGCAGCUAAAGGUAUUCCCGGACCUGAAAAUUUGCCAAAGGGAGGUUUGCCACAGGCUGACAGUGAUCGAGAUGUGUACAUGAAUUACACAAACACCAACCGAGCCUACACUGAUCUGGGCUCCACCCAUAAGAAUGAAGAUAAUGUGUAUUCAGUUCUGUCAUGA